Rasamsonia emersonii CBS 393.64 is the source of this 1356-nucleotide messenger RNA. Its product is annotated as Fructosyl amino acid oxidasesarcosine oxidase. Gene Ontology annotation, molecular function: flavin adenine dinucleotide binding; sarcosine oxidase activity; proline dehydrogenase activity. The record is from RefSeq and is a predicted model, not a curated record. NCBI's taxonomy places the organism in Eukaryota, Fungi, Ascomycota, Eurotiomycetes, Eurotiales, Trichocomaceae. The coding region runs from base 1 to 1356 and encodes 451 amino acids. The transcript is spliced from 3 exons.
AUGGCCACCUUCCCCUCCACCGUUAUCAUCGUCGGCGCCGGCAUCUUCGGCCUGUCGACCGCCCUCGCCGUCUCCCGCCGCCAUCCGGGCUGCAGCGUCACCGUCGUCGAUCGCCUGACGCCUCCGGUGGAGGACGGCUCCAGUGUUGAUACGACGAGGUGUAUCCGGGCAGGCAAUGAUGCAAGACAACUGCUAAGAUGUCCAGACUACGCCGACUCGAUAUACGCCCAGCUGGCGUCAGACGCACAGAAAAAGAUCGAGGCAGACCCCGAGCUGAGCCGGUACUACUUCAAGCAGGGCAUGACCUUCGUCUGCGACGGCCAGCCGGGCCGGUUCUUCGACAUCUGGAACAAGGGCCUCGAGAACGUGAAGCAAAGCAACUCGUCUGUCGUCGAGAUUCCUUCGCCGGAGGACGUGUUCCGGCGCAUCCACGGGCAAGACGCUGAUCUUGUGCCUGAAGAGCAGCUGGGUCGAGAGCGGAAGUGGAAGGUCGGGUACUGCAAUCUCGACGACGCGUUUAUCGAUGCGGAGGAGUGUGUGCGCAUCUACUAUGAGCGCUGUUCCCAACAGCCCCAUGUUACUUUUCAAUGUGGCACGCCGGUCGAGCGCAUCGCUAUCGCGAAUGGACGCGCAACCGGCGUCGUUCUGACAGACGGGACUGUUCUACCGGCAGAGCUGACGCUGGUCGCAGCUGGCGCCUGGUCCAACACGCUGGUCUUCCUCGAGGGACUGGCGUACUCGUCCGCCAUUGAGGUGGCAUGGCUGAAAGUCACAGAGGAGGAAGCCGACCGGUGGAAGAACAUGUCCAUCACCACCAACCUCAGCACGGGUUUCAACAUCUUCCCCCCGUAUCGCGGAGAGAUCAAGUGCCUCCGUCGCUCGCCGGGGUACUGCAAUACAGAGACCAUCCCUCACCCAGAAGAUCGAUCCAAAACGAUAGAGGUGUCUGUUCCCCGGACCAUCGUCACCAAUCCGGGCGAUGUCAUCCCUGCAGAUGCAGAGGCCGCGCUGAGGGACAACCUGCGAGAACUGAUGCCCAGUCUGGCAGACAGGGAGUUUGACCGGACGAAGCUGUGUUGGAUAUCCCAAACCCUGACAGCAGACUUCAUCAUCGCUCCGCAUCCGCGCAUCGCCAACUUGCAUAUCGCAACAGGCGGCUCGGCCCAUGCGUGGAAGUUCCUCCCCAUCAUCGGCGAUCUAGUGCUGUACUCGAUGGAGGGGCGUCUUGACUCUGAGCUGGCCAAGAAAUGGGCCUGGGGGAGAGAUGGCAUGGAUGGGGGAAACGCGCCCCGAAUGGAUGGUAAAGCACAGGAGCUGCGAGAUGUCGUGCGGAGGAAUGCAGUUGCAGCUGAAUAA